AAAGAUACAAGCAACCCAAAGAAAUCCCUACAGAGGCCCUCCGGGAAACACGUGGCGACAAAGUUGCGGCUCUAAUUCGAUUUGGUGCAAUUGUGGACUUUGUGGUGCAUUUUGUGUUGUGUGCCACACAACAUUACCCAAAUGCUGCCAAAUAGACGUUAUCUCUCAAAUUCUUCCACAAAUUUGAGGAGUAAUUUGAUUCUUCAAGGGAAAAUAUAGGCUGAAAUUCGCUUGUUCACUCAUCUUCUUCCUCUUUGGAUGGGCUAAAAUUUCUUCUUGCUCUUCCAUUGAGAAAGAGAGUAAGUUUCAAAACCCAGAAAUUUAUUCUCUAAAUUUCUGUCAUUUCUCUCUCCUCUACAAUGGAUUUGGCCACUAAACUUCACCGAAUUGACCUUCGUUCAUCUUUCAUUACUGGUUCAUCUUCAACCCUAUUAGAUACUCGCAAAUCCUCAAUUUUACCACUUUCUUCAUCAUUUUCAACAAUUAAAGCUUCCAACUUUAGUAACAAUUCUCUCAAACCUUCGAAAACCACUUCACAAUCGAACCCUAGGCUUCGAAUUUCAUCCAAAUUGUCUGCAACAGCUGUUGAAACGUCGGGCACAAAUACCCAGAGCAGGGAUGAGAUUGAAGCUCUUUUUUCUAAGGAUUCUACUGAUCAUUUUGAUAGGAAAAGGGGGAAUAAUAGAAAUUCAAAAUCUGGGGCUUCAAGUGUUUCGUCUGGGGUUAGGUUAGAGAAUAUUAGUAAGAUUUAUAAGGGGGUCACUGUGCUGAAAAAUGUGAGUUGGGAAGUGAAGAAGGGGGAAAAAGUAGGGUUAGUUGGAGUAAAUGGGGCAGGAAAAACUACGCAAUUGAGGAUAAUUGCUGGGUUGGAGGAACCUGAUUCUGGGAAUGUGAUCAAGGUUAAGAACAAUAUGAAAAUCUCGUUUUUGAGCCAAGAAUUUGAGGUUUCGAUGAGUAAGACAGUGAGAGAGGAGUUCAUGAGCGCGUUUAAGGAAGAGAUGGAGGUUGCAGAGAAGAUUGAGAAGGUGCAAAAGGCUAUUGAGGGGUCUGUUGAUGAUUUGGACUUAAUGGGAAGGUUGUUGGAUGAGCUGGAUUUGUUGCAGAAUAGGGCACAGGCUGUAGACUUGGUUCAGGUGGAUGCUAAGAUCAGUAAGUUGAUGCCUGAACUCGGGUUUUUGCCUGAGGAUUCGGAUAGGUUAGUUGCAUCUUUUAGUGGUGGAUGGCAGAUGAGAAUGUCACUUGGGAAGAUUUUGCUUCAGGAUCCAGAUUUGUUGCUCUUGGAUGAGCCUACUAAUCACCUUGAUCUUGACACGAUUGAGUGGUUUGAGAGAUAUCUUAACCAGUUGGACGUGCCGAUGGUCAUUAUAUCUCAUGACAGAGCUUUCCUUGACCAGCUUUGUACCAAAAUUGUGGAAACAGAAAUGGGUGUAUCUAGGACAUUUGUAGGAAACUAUUCUGACUAUGUUAUUUCAAAAGCUGCUUGGAUUGAAGCUCAAUUUGCUGCAUGGGAGAAGCAACAGAAGGAAAUUGAUCAAACAAAGGACAUAAUUAACCGAGUUGGUACUGGAGUAAGUGCCGCCCGAGGAUCUACUGCAGAGAAGAAAUUAGAAAAGCUUCAAGAUGAGGAGCAAGUUGAGAAGCCUUUCAUAAGGAAGCAAAUGAAGAUUGUAUUCCCUGAACCUGAGCGGAGGAGCGGGAAGUUGGUCUUGACAGUAAAUAACCUCCAAUUUGGCUAUGGCGAUAAUGUACUAUUUCGCAAUGCAAAUCUUACAAUUCAGAAGGGGGAGAAAAUUGCUAUUAUUGGUCCCAACGGGUGCGGGAAAAGCAGUUUUUUAAAACUAAUUAUGGGUUUGGAGAAACCUACAGCUGGUGAAAUUAUAUUAGGGGAGCACAAUGUGAUCCCAAAUUAUUUUGAGCAAAAUCAGGCUGAAGCGCUGGAUUUGGAUAAAACGGUGAUCCAAACAGUGGAUGAAGUUGCGGAGGAAAAGGAACUGGAUGAAAUAAAAGGUCUUUUAGGGCGUCUAAAUUUUAAGUCUGAUAUGCUUGAUAGGAAGGUCUCCCGUUUGAGCGGCGGAGAGAAGGCGCGCUUGGCCUUCUGCAAGUUCAUGGUGAAAAAGUCGACUUUACUGGUUCUCGAUGAACCUACGAAUCAUUUGGAUAUACCUACAAAGGAGAUGCUUGAGGAAGCUAUACAAGAAUAUGAAGGUACCGUCAUCACAGUUUCCCAUGAUCGGUAUUUUGUCCGUCAAAUAGUUAACAGAGUGAUUGAGGUUAAGGAUGGAUAUUUACAAGACUAUGUUGGGGACUACAAUUAUUAUCUAGAGAAGAAUCUUGAUGCAAGACAGAGAGAAUUGGACCGUGAGGCAGAGCUUGAAGAGAAGAAUUCCAAAGUAAAAGCAAAAUCGAAGAUGACAAAGGCGGAGAAGGAGGCUCGGAAGAAACAGAAAAUGUUGGCUUUUCAGCAAGCGAAAGCAAAAUCAAAGGGGUUAAAGAACUCCAAGAGAUGGAACUAAUUAAGGGUAUCUUUCUGUAUUUUUUUAAAUAAAGAUACUCUCCUCUUCGUAAACAAUCUCUCUUGAUCUUGUGCAUAGCAACUACAAUAGGGUCCUAGAGGUCUUCGUUUUUUGAUUCUGAAGGAACGAAGUCGUGAAGCUGUAACAGGAAGCUUAAUGUCAGUUUGAUGCAUACUUAGCUUAGAACUCGAGCAAACAAUUUAUAGACUUUUGUAAAUAGCAAUUUGGUAUGUCCUUAAUAAUAUGGUUCUUCUUUUUA
Spinacia oleracea (spinach) is the source of this 2772-nucleotide messenger RNA. RefSeq names its product ABC transporter F family member 5. The transcript has 9 exons. Lineage: Eukaryota; Viridiplantae; Streptophyta; Magnoliopsida; Caryophyllales; Amaranthaceae. Gene Ontology annotation, molecular function: ATP hydrolysis activity; ATP binding. The record is from RefSeq and is a predicted model, not a curated record. Bases 360 to 2513 code for a protein of 717 amino acids.